Gongylonema pulchrum is the source of this 192-nucleotide messenger RNA. The record is from the annotation of a GenBank genome assembly. NCBI's taxonomy places the organism in Eukaryota, Metazoa, Nematoda, Chromadorea, Rhabditida, Gongylonematidae.
AUGCAGUUUGGUCGGUUUGACUUCGCUGCCGGUGAUGAUUCUCAGCUUAUUGGGCAAGUGAACAAGCUGAAGAGCGAUCUGAAAGAUGCAUUGGUGCUGUUGGAUUCGGUCGAUGAAACUAUCAGCAUAGCCAAACAAAAAGCCAGUGAAACGGAGGAAACAUUAAAACGAUGGAAAGUUAUUAAAGGUUAG